Molecule: messenger RNA, 1167 nt
Organism: Colius striatus (speckled mousebird)
Lineage: Eukaryota; Metazoa; Chordata; Aves; Coliiformes; Coliidae
Product: G protein-activated inward rectifier potassium channel 1-like
Exons: 3
Coding region: 1-1167 (388 amino acids)
Biological process (GO): regulation of monoatomic ion transmembrane transport; potassium ion import across plasma membrane
Cellular component (GO): plasma membrane
Molecular function (GO): G-protein activated inward rectifier potassium channel activity
Source: RefSeq, a predicted model, not a curated record
AUGUCAGCCGUGCGCAGGAAGUUUGGGGACGAGUACCAGGCGGUGGGCCCGGCUCGCAGCCGCAGAGAUCGGCAGCGUUUCGUGGACAAGAACGGGCGCUGCAACGUGCAACACGGGAACCUGGGUGGGGAAAGCAGCCGCUACCUCUCCGAUCUCUUCACCACACUGGUAGACCUCAAGUGGCGCUGGAACCUGCUCAUCUUCCUGCUGACCUACACAGUGGCCUGGCUGAUCAUGGCUUCGAUGUGGUGGGGCACUGCCUACCUGCGAGGUGAUCUGCACCGGAUGCAUGAUGACACAGCCCAUGUGUGGCCAACGUCUACAACUUCCCCCUCAGCCUUCCUCUUCUUCAUAGAGACUGAAGCCACCAUUGGCUACGGGCACUGCUACAUAACCGAGCGCUGCCCGGAGGGCAUCGUGCUCUUCCUCUUCCAGUCACUGCUGGGAUCCAUUGUUGAUGCAUUUGUCAUUGGCUGCAUGUUCAUCAAGAUGUCCCAACCCAAGAAGCGAGCUGAGACCCUCAUGUUCAGCCAUACUGCGGUGGUCUCACAGCAGGAUGGCAAACUCUGCCUCAUGUUCCGUGUUGGCAACCUCCGCAACAGCCACAUGGUAUCUGCCCAGAUCCGCUGCAAGCUGAUCAAGUCCCGACAGACACGAGAGGGAGAAUUUCUGCUGCUAGAUCAGUGUGAACUGGAUGUUGGAUUUGGAACUGGAACUGAUCAGCUGUUUUUAGUUUCCCCACUAACCAUCUGUCACAAAAUUAACUCCAAGAGCCCCUUUUUUUGUCUCUCACAAAGAUCACUAAGAAGCAAGCAAUUUGAAAUAGUCGUCAUCCUUGAAGGAAUCGUUGAGACCACUGGAAUGACGUGUCAAGCCAGGACUUCAUAUACAGAAGAUGAAGUUCUUUGGGGUCACAGAUUCCUCCCAGUAAUGUCCCUAGAAGAUGGCUUUUUCCAUGUUGAUUACUCCCAGUUUCAUGCCACGUUUGAAGUCCCCACUCCUCCUUACAGUGUGAAAGAGCAAGAAAAGAACCCGUCCCUAUCAUCUCCUUUGAGUAGUCUUGUCAAUAACAACAAAACCAGAAAGGAACAAGUCUGUUCACUUGACUGUAUUGAUAUUGCAGGAGAGAAAAACAAGCUCCCUUAUAAACUUCAGAAGAUUAGCUAG